AUGCAGACUGUUGUUUCUCUGAACUCACGUGACUCUAGCCCCGACUCUAGCCCCGACUCUAGCCCCGACUCUAGCCCCGACUCUAGCCCCGACUCGAGCUCCGACUCGAGCCCCGACUCGAGCCCGACUCUAGCCCCGACUCUAGCCCCGACUCGAGCCCCGACUCUAGCCCCCGACUCUAGCCCCGACUCUAGCCCCGACUCUAGCCCCGACUCUAGCCCCGACUCUAGCCCCGACUCUAGCCCCGACUCUAGCCCCGACUCUAGCCCCGACUCUAGCCCCGACUCUAUCCCCGACUCUAGCCCCGACUCUAGCCCCGACUCGAGCCCCGACUCGAGCCCCGACUCGAGCCCCGACUCUAGCCCCGACUUACAAGCUCAGGCAGACGUGACCCAAAUGCUGUGA
Messenger RNA from Knipowitschia caucasica, 405 nucleotides. Lineage: Eukaryota; Metazoa; Chordata; Actinopteri; Gobiiformes; Gobiidae. The record is from the annotation of a GenBank genome assembly.